GCGAGAGCCCGCUGGAUCCGCGCAAUCAACAAAGUCCGGCUGCAGUUCCAGGAGGGUCAGGAUGACGACAGCCUGCCAAAGUCACCGUGGCUCAAAGCCGGGCCAGCCGGCGGCAUCUACGGCAUCGACAGCAUGCCUGACCUCCGCAAGAAGAAGCCCCUCCCGCUUGUCAGCGACUUGGUGAGAUCGCUGGUCCAGUCCCGGAAGGCUGGGAUUACCUCGGCCAUGGCCACCAGGACGUCUCUCAAGGACGAGGACCUGAAAUCUCACGUCUAUAAGAAGACGCUGCAAGCCUUAAUCUACCCCAUUUCCUGCACGACCCCCCAUAACUUCGAGGUGUGGACAGCCACCACCCCCACAUACUGCUACGAGUGCGAAGGGCUCCUGUGGGGCAUCGCGCGGCAAGGGAUGCGGUGCACGGAGUGCGGGGUCAAGUGCCACGAGAAGUGCCAGGACCUCCUCAACGCCGACUGCUUGCAGAGAGCGGCGGAGAAGUGCUCGAAGCAGGGGGCUGAGGAUCGCACCCAGAACAUCAUCAUGGCCAUGAAAGACCGCAUGAAGAUCCGGGAGAGAAACAAGCCGGAGAUCUUUGACCUGAUCCGAGAGGUCUUUGGCGAGAGCCGGCUGGCCCACGUGCAGCAGAUGAAGACCAUGAAGCAGAGCGUGCUGGAGGGCACCUGCAAGUGGUCAGCCAAAAUCACCAUCACAGUGGCCUGUGCCCAAGGCCUGCAAGCAAAGGACAAAACGGGGUCCAGCGACCCAUACGUCACCGUCCAGGUUGGCAAAACCAAGAAGCGGACGAAAACGAUUUUUGGCAAUCUGAAUCCGGUUUGGGAGGAGAAGUUCCACUUCGAGUGCCAUAACUCUUCCGACCGGAUUAAAGUGCGGGUUUGGGACGAGGACGACGACAUCAAGUCCCGCGUCAAGCAGAGGCUGAAGCGCGAGUCGGACGAUUUCCUGGGGCAAACCAUCAUCGAGGUCCGCACUCUGAGCGGGGAGAUGGACGUCUGGUACAACCUGGAGAAAAGAACGGAUAAGUCUGCCGUGUCAGGCGCCAUCCGCUUGCAGAUCAGCGUGGAAAUCAAAGGGGAAGAGAAGGUGGCCCCUUACCACGUCCAGUACACCUGUCUUCAUGAGAACCUCUUUCACCACCUGACAGAUGUCCAAGGGAAUGGGGUAGUGAAGAUCCCCGAUGCCAAAGGAGACGAUGCGUGGAAGGUUUAUUUUGAUGAGACGGGCCAGGAGAUCGUGGAUGAGUUUGCCAUGCGCUACGGGAUUGAGUCCAUCUAUCAGGCCAUGACGCACUUUGCCUGCCUCUCCUCCAAGUACAUGUGCCCGGGAGUGCCGGCCGUGAUGAGCACCUUGCUGGCCAACAUCAACGCUUACUACGCCCACACCACCGCCUCUACCAACGUGUCUGCCUCGGAUCGCUUUGCGGCCUCAAACUUCGGGAAAGAGCGGUUUGUGAAACUUCUGGACCAGCUGCACAAUUCUCUCCGCAUCGAUCUGUCCAUGUACAGGAACAAUUUCCCAGCCAGCAGCCGGGAGCGCUUGCAGGACUUGAAAUCCACCGUGGACCUGCUGACCAGCAUCACAUUUUUCAGAAUGAAGGUACAGGAGCUGCAGAGCCCGCCUCGCGCCAGCCAGGUGGUGAAGGACUGCGUCAAGGCCUGCCUGAACUCCACCUAUGAGUAUAUCUUCAACAACUGCCACGAGCUGUACAGUCGCGAGUACCAGAUGGACCCCAACCGAGCUCCAGACCUGCCUCCGGAGGAGCAGGGCCCCUGCAUCAAGAACCUGGACUUCUGGCCCAAGCUCAUCACCCUGAUUGUCUCCAUCAUCGAGGAGGACAAGAACUCCUAUGCCCCGGUCCUGAACCAGUUUCCUCAGGAGCUGGCGGUGGGGAAGAUCAGCGCCGAAGUCAUGUGGAAUCUCUUUGCUCAGGACAUGAAAUACGCCAUGGAAGAGCACGAGAAGCACCGGCUGUGCAAGAGCGCCGACUACAUGAACUUGCACUUCAAAGUGAAGUGGCUGCACAACGAAUACGUCUGCGACCUGCCGCCCUUUGAGGGGAAGGUGCCCGAGUACCCGGCGUGGUUCGAGCAGUUUGUCAUGCAGUGGCUGGAUGAGAAUGAAGACGUGUCCCUGGAGUUCUUGCACGGAGCCCUGGAAAGAGACAAGAAGGAUGGGUUCCAGCAGACAUCGGAGCACGCCCUGUUCUCCUGCUCGGUGGUGGAUGUCUUCACUCAGCUCAACCAGAGCUUCGAGAUCCUCAAGAAGCUCGAGUGCCCAGACCCAGUCAUCGUAGCCCACUACAUGCGGCGCUUUGCCAAGACAAUCGGGAAGGUGCUGAUGCAGUACGCAGACAUCGUCUCCAAGAGCUUCCAGUCCUACUGCUUCAAGGAGAAACUGCCCUGCAUCCUGAUGAACAACAUCCAGCAACUGAGGGUGCAGCUGGAGAAAAUGUUUGAGGCAAUGGGUGGCAAGGAGCUGGAUCCGGAAGCCAGUGACUCCCUGAAGGAGCUGCAGGUGAAGCUGAACAAUGUCCUGGAUGAGCUCAGCACCCUCUUUGGCAACAGUUUCCAGAGCCGGAUCGACGAAUGUGUCAAGCAGAUGUCAGACAUCCUGUGCCAGGUGAAGGGGGCUGGGAACGCCCCUCCAAACGUCGUGGCCCAAGAUGCAGACAACGUCCUGCGGCCCUUAAUGGACUUCCUGGAUGGAAACCUGACCCUGUUUGCUGCCGUCUGUGAGAAGACAGUGCUGAAGCGGGUGCUGAAGGACCUCUGGCGGGUGGUGAUGAACACCCUGGAGAAGAUGAUCAUCCUGCCGCCGCUGACGGACCACACGGGGACCCAACUGAUUUUCAGCGCUGCUAAGGAGUUGGGACAUUUGUCGAAGCUGAAGGACCACAUGGCCAGGGAGGAAACCCGGAGCCUCACCCCAAAGCAGUGCGCGGUGCUGGAGCUGGCCCUCGACACCAUCAAGCAAUAUUUCCACGCGGGAGGGAACGGCCUGAAGAAGACCUUCCUGGAGAAGAGCCCAGACCUGCAGUCCCUGCGCUACGCCCUCUCCCUCUAUACCCAGACCACAGACACCCUGAUCAAGACCUUUGUCCAGACGCAGACCGCGCAAGUGCAUUGUGGGAAAGGGAUUAGGUUUACAGCUAACGAGGAUGCCAGGUCGGAGAAGGGCUCCGGAGUGGAUGACCCCGUGGGCGAAGUGUCAAUCCAGAUCGACCUGUACACGCACCCCGGCACUGGAGAGCACAAAGUCACCGUCAAAGUUGUGGCGGCCAACGACCUGAAGUGGCAGACCUCCGGCAUGUUCCGCCCCUUUGUGGAGGUCACCAUGAUUGGACCACACCAAAGCGACAAGAAGCGGAAAUUUACCACCAAGUCCAAGAGUAACAACUGGACUCCAAAGUACAACGAAACGUUCCACUUCCUGCUCGGGAACGAAGCCGGGCCGGAUGCCUACGAGCUGCAGAUCUGCGUGAAGGACUACUGCUUUGCCCGGGAGGACCGGGUCCUGGGCAUCGCCGUGAUGCAGCUGCGGGAUGUGGCGGACAAGGGGAGCUGUGCCUGCUGGUGCCCGCUGGGGCGCAGGGUGCACAUGGACGACACGGGGCUCACCGUUCUGCGGAUCCUCUCGCAAAGGACCAACGACGAGGUGGCCAAGGAGUUUGUCAAGCUGAAGUCAGAGUCUCGCUCCGCAGAGGAAGGGAGCUGAGCCGG
Euleptes europaea (tarantolino) is the source of this 3734-nucleotide messenger RNA. RefSeq names its product unc-13 homolog B (gene UNC13B). Gene Ontology annotation, cellular component: presynaptic membrane; terminal bouton; synaptic vesicle membrane. Gene Ontology annotation, biological process: synaptic vesicle priming; neuromuscular junction development; synaptic transmission, glutamatergic. Gene Ontology annotation, molecular function: diacylglycerol binding; syntaxin-1 binding; calmodulin binding. The transcript is spliced from 31 exons. Bases 133 to 3729 code for a protein of 1198 amino acids. The record is from RefSeq and is a predicted model, not a curated record. Lineage: Eukaryota; Metazoa; Chordata; Lepidosauria; Squamata; Sphaerodactylidae.